Molecule: messenger RNA, 1465 nt
Organism: Colletotrichum phormii
Lineage: Eukaryota; Fungi; Ascomycota; Sordariomycetes; Glomerellales; Glomerellaceae
Product: zinc-binding dehydrogenase
Exons: 1
Coding region: 274-1320 (348 amino acids)
Cellular component (GO): mitochondrion
Molecular function (GO): oxidoreductase activity
Source: RefSeq, a predicted model, not a curated record
GGGGGAGAGGGGAGUUCCCGCAUUCCCCGGGCUGGCUGCCCGGUUGACUUUUGAUUUCGUCAGUGGCCGUCACCCCACCUUGGAAGCAAAGACCGUCUGAGAAAGUUUAUAUCACGACCGGGGCGCCUUCCGCGGGGAGAAGCUUGAGCUGCCUUAUCUAGACCUCCUCACUCCCACACUCACAUUCACACUUCACCUCCACUCCACACAUCUCCAUCUCAUCAACAACCUCCGAAUCUCAAUCCCCAGUGUAUCAUCAACAUCACGUUCACAAUGGCCCAACAAUCACCACCCACCGAAAUGCGCCGCUGGCAAAUCCCCGCCCCAGGCGCCUUCAUCAAAGACCUCACCCUAGCAACCGUCCCAACCCCAUCCCCCACGAUCCUGAAACCAACCCAAGUCCUCGUCCAAGUCGUCGCCGCGGGCAUCAACCCAGCAGACUACAAGCUCCCCGACCUAGGCCUCGUCGCAAAAGCAAUGGUCUCCUUCCCCCGCUGCCCAGGCAUGGACUUCUCCGGCCGCGCCGUCGCCGUCGGCUCCGACAUCACCGACAUCGCAGCAGGCGACCUCGUCGCCGGCCGCGUCGACCCCUUGGGAAGCCACGGUUCCCUGAGCGAGUACCUCGUCGCCGAGCGCGACGGCGUAGCCGCCUUGCCUCACGGGUCUGGCGCCGCGGAGAGUCUGGAGCAGGCUGGUGCGGUGGGCACGGCGGGCCUGACGGCGUACCAGACCAUCGCGCCGUACGUGAAAGCAGGCGACCACGUCUUCAUCAACGGCGGCUCGGGCGGCACAGGAACCUUUGGCAUCCAAAUCGCCAAAGCCCUCGGCUGCACCGUGACAGUCUCCUGCUCCACCGCCAAAGCAACCCUCUGCAAAUCCCUCGGCGCCGACGAGAUCAUCGACUACAAGACCGCCGACGUCGUCUCGACCCUCCGCGCAAAGGGCAAAAUCUUUGCCGUCGUCGUCGACAAUGUCGGAAACUCGCCGCCGAACCUAUACAAGGCCUCGGACGAUUUCUUGCUCGAGGGCGGCCACUACAAGUUUGUGGGCGGGGCGGUGUCGUUUGCGCAGGUGAGUAGUCUUGUGCCGAGCAUGUUCUUGCCUGGGUUCCUCGGCGGCGCGAAGCACAAGUUUGAGGCGUUCAUGACGAAGAAUACGCACGCGGAUUUGGUGCAGAUUGCGGCGUGGAUGGCGGAGGGUAAGGUGAAGACUGUGGUUGAUUCGACGUACGAGUUUGAGGAUGCUGUCAAGGCGUAUGAGAAGCUUAAGGUGGGGUCGGCGGCUGGUAAAAUUGUUGUGAAGGUUGCGAAGAAGGCUUGAGUACUGGGCUAGGGAACUAUUUGCAUCUCUGGGGCGACGGAGAUGAGAAGGAGGAUCAGAAGGCCCGAAGGGCAAACCGGAAAUUGGACUUCUUUCACGCGAUUGAUUUGGAAGAUGUGGUUGGGCGGCUUGUUUCUCUUUGGCG